Papaver somniferum (opium poppy) is the source of this 1926-nucleotide messenger RNA. Its product is annotated as deoxyribodipyrimidine photo-lyase-like. The transcript is spliced from 9 exons. Bases 166 to 1734 code for a protein of 522 amino acids. NCBI's taxonomy places the organism in Eukaryota, Viridiplantae, Streptophyta, Magnoliopsida, Ranunculales, Papaveraceae. The record is from RefSeq and is a predicted model, not a curated record. Gene Ontology annotation, biological process: photoreactive repair. Gene Ontology annotation, molecular function: deoxyribodipyrimidine photo-lyase activity.
UAAAAUUACAGUUCCCAACUUCCCCUUCUUCUUCAUCUUCCCUCCCAAAUUCUGUAAAGUCCAACUGAACUGGUGGAAAAAACCCACUGCGUAAGUGAAACCCUUUUGUAAUCAUACACCCAUCACAAUCUUGUCCUCAUCAUCUUUCUCAUUUUGCUCUCCACCAUGACAUCAUCAUCUUCAACAAUGGCGAUUCAACCAGGAAGAUUUCGAGUUCUUAAAGAAGGAGUACUACCCAAAUUAUUGUCUGAACAAAAAUGUGGACCAGUUGUUUAUUGGAUGUUUAGAGAUCAAAGGGUAAAAGAUAAUUGGGCAUUAAUCCAUGCUGUUGAUCAAGCCAACAAAGGAAAUGUGCCUGUUGUUGUUGCAUUCAAUCUUUUUGAUGCAUUCAAAGGUGCGAAGAAUCGUCAAUCAGGGUUCAUGUUAAAGGGUCUUCGCAAACUUCAGCAAACAUUAGUAGAGUCCUUUCAAAUCCCAUUCUUCUUGUUUCAGGGAGAAGCAGUACAGACAAUUCCGAAUUUUAUGAGAGAAUGCGGAGCUUCACUUUUGGUAACAGAUUUUUCGCCAUUGAGGGAAGUUAGGAAAUGGAAAGAAGAAAUGUGUGAACGAGUUGGUGAUGCAGUUACCAUACAUGAAAUCGAUGCGCAUAAUGUAGUUCCACUGUGGGUUGCAUCAGGUAAAUUAGAGUACAGUGCAAGAACUAUAAGGAGUAAAAUUCAGAAGUUGCUUCCUGAGUAUCUCAUUGAUUUUCCUCAACAUCAAACUCCUAACAAGAAAUGGGUUGGUAUUAGUCCUUUGAUAGAUUGGGAGAAACUCAUCGACGACGUUUUGAGAAAAGGAGCAGAAGUACCUGAAAUUGAGUGGUGUGAACCUGGAGAAGUUGCUGCAAUGGAAGCUCUACUUGGUGCUAAAAAUGGAUUCCUUUCAACCACCAGGUUGAAGAACUAUAAUACUGAUCGCAAUAACCCAUUGAAGCCAAGAGGACUUUCAGGCCUUUCUCCUUAUUUGCAUUUUGGUCAGAUUUCAGCGCAACGAUGUGCGUUGGAGGCUCGGAAUGUUCGCAGCGUCAAUCCUCAGUCAGUCGACUCGUUCAUGGAGGAGUUGAUCGUACGAAGAGAACUUGCAGACAAUUUUUGCUAUUACCAGCCUCAUUAUGACUCCUUACAGGGUGCAUGGGAAUGGGCUAGGAAAACUUUGAUGGACCAUGCAAAUGAUAAGAGAGAACAUGUUUAUACGAGGGAGCAAUUGGAGAAAGCAAAAACUGCUGAUCCUCUGUGGAAUGCGUCACAACUGGAGAUGGUUCAUCAUGGAAAGAUGCACGGAUUCAUGAGAAUGUAUUGGGCGAAAAAGAUUUUAGAAUGGACAAAUGGACCAGAAGAAGCACUUUCUAUAGCUUUAUACUUAAAUGACAAGUACGAAAUAGAUGGUAGGGACCCAAAUGGAUAUGUAGGUUGUAUGUGGUCGAUAUGUGGUGUUCAUGAUCAGGGUUGGAGGGAACGGCCGGUGUUUGGCAAGAUAAGGUACAUGAACUAUGCAGGAUGCAAACGGAAAUUCGACGUCGAUGGUUAUAUCGCGUAUGUCAAAAGGCUAGUUGGCGGAAUCAAGAAGCGGAAAGCAGAAAUUAGAAUUAGUGACGAGGUUAAGGCAAAGUUGAAGUCUGACGUUGUACAAGAUCUGGUAAAAGGUAGAAUGCAAGAAAAUCCUUCAGAGAUUGUCCCGUUAUUAUCUUCAUAAAGAUUCAUACUGGGAACAUAUUUGUUAGCAGAAAUAGAAAUGAACGGUAUUAUGUCUAGACACGUUUUGAUUUCCAUAUUUUGUAAUUCAGAUGGUCAUGAAAGUGUACCUUCUAAAUAUGAGACUAUUGAUUUCCAGUAGGAACUGAAUUCCAUGUCUAUAAAUAUUAGGUACCCAGGCUUUUUCCUCAUA